CCUCCUAGUUCCAUCGGGAUCUCAUCCAGUUGACCUCCUCUUUUUCACCAACCGGCCAACCACCUUCUCCCUCAGAUCCAAUCCAGCUACCUCCCAAUUCGUCUCCACUGACCUGUCCCGAUGCAAGCGCCGAGCCCCACCUGUGUAGAGUGUGCCCGAGCGAGGAACCUGAACUCUUGGAGCUCCUACGCCGCCCUCUGCCUUCCUCUCAUGCUCGCACCCGAGCAGGAGGGCUCUGUCCAUGAGCUCCCACUGCUCCAGUGUAGGCCCGAGCGACCUCGCUCCCAUGCCAUCUUAGGCACCGCCCCGGCGAGCGCCACCGCCGAAGCUUCUGCGUCCACCGCCCGCACCUGCAAGGACCCCGUCGCCGGCGACCAAGACCAGCGCCAAGGGAACCGCUGCCGCACAUGGCCUCGCCCUCAUCUUCGAGCAGUGCCAUCGUCGGAGUUCCUCGUCGCCAGGAACCAGCGCCCCGACCCUCGUACUACCCAUAUCCGCCGCGCCCGCUGGUCCCUGUCCUUGUAUCGCGCCUCUGCUUCCACCCCUAUGUCGCCGUUGCUCUGCCUCCAUACGAGGAGACGACCAGGAGCCAAGCCCAGCGCCUGCGUUGACCGCGUCCCCACCAUCUCCUCGUUCGAUCCACCAAGGCCGGCCCAGCACAGGCGCCAAGGCCCAGCUCCCUGGAGAGAUUUGAGCAGACCCCUCCAGCCUUCUGUGCGCUAUUGGGCUUGUCCCUGAUUCAGCCCGCUUCUAUUUUUUUCUUUUAGCGAAUUUCCUAUUUAACCAGUGCAUUGCAUAUUUACAGCUAGGUCCCUCAUGUUCAUGCAUUUCAUAAUUCACCAACCGUGCAUCGGAUGUAAAUAAAUUAUAUAUGAAACUUGACUAGAAUUUCAUCUAGUUUAAUAAUCAUGUUUGACAUGUUUAAACUGUUGUUUGCAUUAUUUUUCUUAUAUGCCAUAUUAAAAUUCUUUAAUUCAUAACUAAAUAACCGUAGCUCAGUUUUAAAUAAACUUUAUAUGUAAAUGGGGUAGAAAAAUGCAUAUAUUAUCAUGGUGCACUUUUCUUGCAUGUUUAACAACUAUAAAAUAUACUUUAGGGCAGAACAGUACCAAACCUAAAAUAUGCACAUGAGGAUUUUCCAGACUUGUUGUUUGUUGUUUCGGCCUCAUUUAAAUUUGCCUAGAUA
Messenger RNA from Triticum aestivum (bread wheat), 1186 nucleotides. RefSeq lists its product as uncharacterized. The record is from RefSeq and is a predicted model, not a curated record. The transcript is spliced from 2 exons. The coding region runs from base 121 to 738 and encodes 205 amino acids. Lineage: Eukaryota; Viridiplantae; Streptophyta; Magnoliopsida; Poales; Poaceae.